Rattus norvegicus (Norway rat) is the source of this 23284-nucleotide messenger RNA. The record is from RefSeq and is a predicted model, not a curated record. Lineage: Eukaryota; Metazoa; Chordata; Mammalia; Rodentia; Muridae.
AUGUCCACCUCUAGAGACCGGGAGCCGGCUGCUCAGAGCACCAGAGCAAAGGGCUCCCAGCCGGAUCCGGAGCCCUCAGAAUUUCAGGAGGGGGCGGGGGCCAUGCUCAUUCCUAGAGGCAGCAGCACGCAGCUCCGAAAGAGCGCAGCGGCGGAGGCUGGUGGCCUCUGCCCACUGGAGAAACGUAACCGGGAGUGCUCGGUGCCCAGCCCCGCUGCUUCGAGCGAGACGCCCCCUUUCGCCGCGCCCCCACCCCCUCCGGAGCCUCUCUUACCUUCCCCAGCAGCAGAGGCCCCACGGGCGAGCAAGGACUUGAUCCAGCGACUUGCAAAGCCCCCGGAGCGCACCGCGUCGCCAGCCGCCGAGCCGCGCGCCCGAUCCGAGCUGGGGCUACUGUCGCUGCCGCCCCCGACUCUCUUUGGGCCCCGCCGAGACGUUCCCAAGAGCGCACCCGCGGGCGCUCUCAGGCUCCUCCCCACCCCCUGCCUGGCGGAGCCCCCCGGGCGCCAGAGGGGUCCAGAUGCCCUGGCUGCGGGUUGUGCUAGGCGCGCGGGCCCGGAGUCGGGCCAGGACGCGGCGCGGACGCUUGUGCCGCCGGCUCGCCCGCUCAGCUCGCUCUGCCGGGGCCGCCGCCAACGCCGCGCCCGCCGCCGCCGCCGCCACCACCGCCUGCGCCCGCCGCUCCCUCUCCGGCCGCGCCGCCGCUCCGUCCUGAAUCUGAACUCUUUUCCCUCCCUGUCUCCCUGGGAUUUUUUUUUCCUGAUCAGCAAGGAGGCUUCCUGCCUACCCUGCCCACCAGAAGAUCUCUCUGAAUCCAUCACCAGCAGAGGAGGCUUGGGGAGCCAUGGCUCUUUUGGAGGAUCCUCACAAAAAGGGUGCCAGGCCCUAGGUAAUGGCACAGCAGACACCCAGAGGUGGGCAGGUGUAGCAGUGUUGGCUCCAUCAGGUUACACUCCUCUGAGGGGUGACCAGCACCAAUCUGUGUUGGGCCUACUGGGACUGGAGCUGGGGAGAGUGGCCGCUCCUCUUCACUGGCGCUCCUCACCCCUGCUGUUUGGAAAAAUACUAGAGCUCAACUUGCCUUCCAUGAGCCCAAAAAAAGACUCUGCCACUGGGCUCCAUGGAUGGACGGUAGGAUCUAGCACCACUCGUGCAGAAAAGAGGAAGCCCAACCUCUGCCUUCAGAAGACUAAGGUGCUGGUGUCCACAGCCAUCAAGCGUCACCAGCUGCUGUCUGAGCCAGAGCUGCUGAAGGCUGAGCCCACCCACAGGUACCACAUAUGGAGCCGGAUCCUACAGGCACUGAAUGCACUGGAUUACUGCCACCAAGGUGUGGUGGACCUGAAGCACACGUGGGUAGACCCGUUUGCUGUUGUGUGGCACAAACCGGGUGAACUCCAGAAAAGUGCCUCAGCUCAGUCUGGCUACAGCCCUGGCUCUGGUAAGCUGCAGGCCCUGGCGCUCACACCCAUGGAGCAGGUGGUAGUUAAGAUCCUUCUGUGCCAGGCCGUGCUCCCUGAGGGUUUCAGCCUGCGACUGCCCACAAGCAGCUUGCCUACCGGGCCACCACUUCUGUCCUGUAGAAAGGUGGCCCCACCUUCACUGCCUUGCUGUACCUUCCUUCUAGGUGACCUGUUCUUGCUCUGUCUCCUCAUUGUCCCCACUACCACUGUAACCAUCUGGAACGUUCUUAUUCCGCCAUUUUCUGCUCCAGUCACUCUCUCACCGGCCCAUCCAUCUGCUCACAAUACUUUCAAGAUCUGUGACACUUGUGACCGCCUGGCUAGCUUUCAGCUCUUCCUGACCCAGGUCUGGGCAGAACUGAGCUGAGACAGGCUUGCUAGGAUCUCAGUCACUCGGACUAUGAUAUAAGUUACACGCUGGCACGUAGCUAAGGCACAGCCCCGUCUGAGGUGCCGAUACUGUUCCAGGAAUGCUCAAUAACUUGCUGUGGUGUGAAACAUGCUAUGCUGUGGGUUUCUUUUUAAAAAAAGAGAUGAGGCCUCACUGCGUGCUGCAGGCUGGCCCAAACUCCUGGGUUCUAGUGACCCUUUCUCUGCAGCCGCCAGGAACGGGAGGAUCAGGUGUGAGAGAUACUGUUCUGGUUUUUCUGGCUUAUCAUCCCCAACAAAGAUGUCCUUACUGGCAGAUCCAGCACUACAGCAUUGGGUGAGUUCAACUGGGACCUGGAAGGUGGAGUCUACCUGGAGCCAGUCUUAGUCUUUCAGCCUGGGCUCUGUUCGGCACCUGACAGGUUGAGGAGGCCAACAGAGGUUAGUGCAGACUCAAAGCCCAGGAGCAUAUUAGGUGUGGGGCGCAGGCACUGGGGGAGCCAGGCUGAUGUGUGGAAUGAAUGGUGCCAGAGCUGUCAUCAGUAGGUGAGCUGGGCAGGAGGUCAGAUCCCUGUGUGAGGUUCCGGCUGCAGGUGUGCGUGACAGCUCACAGCUAGACUGGUUCCCAGAGCUCAGGGCUAGCUUAGGAUACCUGCUCAGAUUUACGCUCCCACCGGCUGCUCAGAGAAGCUCAGAGAAGACUGAGAUAUCCCAUGCCUGUGGUUGUAGCAAAUCUGGCAGUAUUUGAAAGGGGGUCUGGGCAGAACUUGAGACUGGCUCCUUUGCAAGUACUGUAGCAGACUGUUUUAUAUUCCCUCCCUUUCUCCCUUCUCCCCUCCCUCCUCCCCCCUCUCUUCCCUACCACUUCUUUUCUCCUUCCCUGCCUCUCUUUUUCUGUGUGUGUGUGUGUGUGUGUGUGUGUGUGUGUGUGUGUGUUUGUGUGUUCAUGUGCACGUGGAGGUAUGAGGUCAACCUAGGGUGGCGUUCCUCAGGAGCCAGUCACCUUGGUUUUUGAAACAAGGACUCUCAUUUGGCCUGGAGCUUGCGAUUAGGCUGGCCAGCUGGUCAGUGAACCCAUCUGUCUCUACUUCCCCAGUGCUUGGAUCACAAGUGCCCCUCUGUACCUGGCCUUUUAUGUGGUUUUGGGACUGGAGCUCACAGCCCUUGUGAUUGCACAGUGAGUGCUUUACCCACAGAUCUGUGUCUCUAGCUCCUUACAGCAUUCCUUUAUUGAGAUAACACUCGUGUUGAAAUUCGCCAUUUUAUCCCCGCUCCCCCACUUUUCUUCCCUCCAGUCCUGCACAUGCUAGGCACCUGCUGUACCCUGGGCUACCCCUCCAGCCCUCUCCCUCUUCUCCAAAUGCAAGUUUCAUGGUUUUCAGCAUUUCUUUUCCUUUGCAUGUCUGUUACUCCAUCUAAGUCCAGUGCAGCCCCAUGAUCCCCAGGUACUCUGUACCCUUGGUAGCUGGUGAUAGUCCCAUCCUCUGAUCUAGCCCUUGAUAGCCCGAGGUCUAUCUGCCUUGUCUUUGCCCCUGGUAGUUUCUCUGAAUACUGCAUUCCCACCGAGUCUUCUCUGCAGCUUGGAGCUUUACUCGUCUCCACUAUGGAUGGAGAUUUGUCUACCCUGGUCUUAGGAAUCAGUGUGCCACAAGCUCUGUGGUGGCGCCUUCCUCACGCUGACUCGACUCAGUCUCCUUCCUUCUAGACUUGAGAGUUUGCUUGAUCUCAGUGUUAUCCCUGCACCUUCUUGCCCACAUCUUCCCUAAGAGCUGUCUGCUUUCCUGGGGUGCAUUGUGCCAAGCCUGAGCACAGGCUUAGUCCUAACCUGGCCACAGCCUGGGCCUGGUACUGGUCACAUGCCCUGGCACUCCUGUGGCGUAAGCUGACUCAUGCCACCUCACCAGUCUCAGUGCUUGUUCUACUUGGUAAGCUGUCCCCAGCCUUCUUUGGAUCUCAGUUUAGCAUGCUUCGGGGGCCAGGCUCUCAUCAUGCCUGCUAGAGACAUAAAUGUCAGGGUGCAAUGGUGUGUUAGAUCACAGGGAAAAACAGAGCUUGGAAGGACAGCGUUUGGUACUUCUGGCUAGUGAGGCACCCAGUCUCAUGUCAGUGCAUGAUUCCAUGUAGCCUGAGACCCUACCCCGUGGCAUUCUCAUUUUUGGCUUUUCUUCUUAGCAGAUCUCCCUUGGAUCAGUUCUUGAUUGCAUAGACUCCCGAGUCUUGUCCAGGAGCCUUUGAGUACUACCCUUCCUCCUCAGGGAUCCAUGAUAGUUUUUCACCUGCGAUGCAUGUGUAUGAGGCUUCUCAGCUUGGCUCUCACUAGGAAUCUUCCCUCUUCUUGCUUACAUAGAGGCCAUGCCAGCAAUCACCUGGGCAAGUACCACUGAGAGCCAGGAACAACCUUUGGUGCCAAUCUUUAGUGAAGUUUUUUAUGCCUUUUGGAGGUCGGACUUUGUCCUCUGGGGAGAGCCUCCCAUAGCUGUUCACCAAGGCCUUGGGUUUGCCUUGAAACAUGGAUAGGAGAAGAGCUGCAUUCAGCAGCAGGGGUGGGGGCAGUCUUCGGGAUGCUGGGUUGCCAUGUGUUGUCAAUCUGUAUCCCUUUCCUGCUGCAGGUGGACCAUGAUGUACACUGUUGCAAAACUUGUGAGGGUUUGCUGGAUAGUUUUAUGUCUACUUGACUUAAACUAAAGUCAUCUGAGAGGAGGGAACCUCUUGAGAUCAGGCUGCAGGCAAGCCUGUAGGGUAUUUUCUUAGUUAGUGAAUGAUGGGGGGGGGGCCCAGCCCAUUGUGGUGAUGUCACCCCCAGCUGGUGGCCCUGGGUUCUAAGCAAGCCAGAGGGAGAAACCCAAUAAGCAGCGCCCCUCCAUGGACUCUGCAUCAGCUCCUGCCUCCAGGAUCUUGCCCUGUUUGAAUCCUGUCCUGACUUCCUUCAGUGAUGAACAGUGACGUGGAUGUGUAAGCCAAAUAGAUCCUCUCCUCCCCAAGUUGCUUUGGUCAAGCUGUUUCAUCGGAGCAAUGUCCCUUUGUAUCUGCCCUCUACCCUCACAACCUCCCUCUUAAAGGAAAAGAAGAUAGAAUGAAAAAAAAAAAACCCUGUCAUGGAAGCUGUAGUGUGAUACAGUGUGUCACACAGUAUACUGUUUUUGUCCACCCUUCUUUACUUGCAAAUGUUCAUUACAGUGAGUCAUUGGUGCCUUUCCAGGCUUCUAUCUUCUGCUACACUAUCAAUAUUGGGUCCUCACAGGGAUAUCCUGUUGUUGCCCAGUGUCUUGGAGAUCCUGCAGCUUUCAAUCUGCAGUACAGACCCUUUCACCUGCUCCAGCAGUUUAUAGAUAGGGUAGAUGGGGUGGGCCAACUCAAAGCCCUGGAUUUGUGUCCGGGUGAUAGCUGAGUUGGUCAGUGUGCCAGUUCACCAGUGUUCACCUCACCAGGGCAAGCUCUCCUAUAAUGCCCCAGCUAGCUCACCCAAUGGUACAGCAAGGGGCAGGGCUAGCUCUCCUUCGCUCACACCCACAGGGCCAGCUCACCCAUACCCCUGCCAGCCACCUUGGUUAGCACGGCUGUGCUGCUCAGGUGAGGUGCAGGGCCCACUGUCCCAAGUUUUCCAGUUCUCAUGACCUCAGGGCUACCUCUCCCACCUGCCCCAGGCAGUGAGGGGCCAGGAUGGGGAAGCCAUCUUUUACCCAAGCCACCCCAUAGCUGACUAGGGUGGGGUUCAGCUCUCCCAUGUUCAUGCCCUGAAAGCUGACUCCCCCACUCUCCUGCCAUCACCGCCAGUUCUACUGUGCUCUCCAGGUGAGGGGCAGGCCAGCUCUCCCAAAUGUGAUGGCCAUCAAUGGGCGGUACCAUCUCAGUACGGUGCCUCAGACAGCAGUCUAGACUGGGGACAUCUGCAUGGCCCUUGGUAGUAACAGGGGCUGGGACGUCAACACCGACCCUGGCUGCCAAAGGCCUACAUACAUACAUAGAUGUGGCCCCGGCAGCAGCCUGGGCCUGGAUGUCCCCAUGGCCUCAGGUGGCAGAGCAGCCCAUUCAGAUUAGCAUGUCCCCACUUGACAGCACAGCUCUCAGAUAUCUACAGGGUGUCCAGUGUCAGCACAGGCCACAUUCAUUGACACAGACCCCAGCUGCAUCAGGACCAUGGACCCAGACACGGCCUUUGGUGGCAGCCCAGGCCAGAACCUCACCAUGGCCUCCUCAUAGCUGCCUGCUUCUCACAGCCAGUUCUGCCUUUCUCCACAGUGUAGGAACCCUCAGAUUCACUUUCUCUUCUACCCGUUUGUCACAUGCUCCAUCUUUCCCAUCACACAUUCCAUCACACAUCCGGCCAUUGCAGUGGCACCUGCAGUAGGCCCUUGGGUGUCUCUCUUCUGGCCUCCCAGGGCCGGUGGUACUGGACCAGGCCCUUGGUUGUCUUCCUCCCUUCUGGCUGCCCCAGGGGAUAUGCAGAUCCUACUUUUUCCAGGAGGGUCGAUGCCUAAGGGAGGAGCUGCUGGUUAUGUCCUCGGGGAGACUUUGAAAGUAAUGGUGUUUUGUGAAAGCCUCUGAGUAUCAGGUGCUCAUUGGCUCUCCACCCUCACAGGCCCAUGUCGACUGCUCGGGUUUUACUCAUUGCACGUGGCUUUUAGUCUGCACCCUCCAGUUACUGAGAGCUCACGGGCAUUGGCCGUCUGUACUCUCUCUGUGUCCGCCUGUUUAGCUCCAUUGUUGGUGUUCUCUUGGGUUGUCAUGUUGUGAGUUUGCCUCUUCUGUACACAAGAGCUUUGUCAGAUGCCUGUAAUUGAAUAUUUUCUUGUAGACUAUGGCUUGUUUUACUUAACUAUGACUUUUUUUGAAGGUCAUGCCCUUUGUUGUUUGGACCAUUUCUUUGAUGACUUUUCUGUUUGUUGUUCUGCCCGAGAAGACGUUGACCAGCACAGGGUAGGUUAGAGUAUCGUCUUCUUACUUCACUACAGAUGUUGGGGCUCCAACAUGUAUGUCUGUGACUCAUGGUGCUCUCUGUGUGUGGGAAUUUGAGGCCUUGGUGGAUGAGAGGUGUUUCCCUCUCCGUGGAUCACUUAGCUCUUGUCUCCUUCAGUUCAGUGGGUGUUUGACUGUAAAAUGUGUCUUGGAACAAGUUGGGAAACGAUCCCUCCAUUUUCUGAGGAGUUUAUGUAGAAUCCAUGUGAUCUUUCCUGUAAAUAUUUGGCAGAAUUUGCCAGGGAAGCCUUCUGAGUCUGGAGUUUCCACUGGGAGACACUGAACUGUACUUCAUUCUCCUUCAGGCUGCAGUGGUGCCCACGGUGACCGCUGCUUCUCAAGUGACCUGAUUUUUAAAGGCCUUACCCAUUUCAACUAAACUGUCAGAACAGUGGGACACUGUGUGUCCUCCUCCUGCCUAUGGGAUCUGCAGUGGUGUCUCCUCCUCCAUGGCUAGUGUUGCUGGUCUGUGUUUGUACCCCCACCCCGUGUGUGUGUGUGUGUGUGUGUGUGUGUGUGUGUGUGUGUGUGUGUGGAGUCCUGGCUGACAUCCAGCUUGUUAUGUAGAGCAUGCUGACCUGGAACUUAAUGGUGAUCUUUGACUGUUUGCCUUGCAGGUGCUGGGAUCCCAGGGUUCCGGGUGUGUGCCACGGCACCCAGGCUUACUCUUUUGUUUUGAUUGUCCGGUAUAACUUUAUUGUUUUAGAUAAUCUAAGAUAGAAUUGGAGUUAAUGCAACUAAUGUAAAGUUAUCAAUCUCACUGUUUCUAAGAAGCAGGCUCUGGUCGCAUUGACUUUUCUCUAAUAUUGGUUGACUUUUUUUUUUUUUUUUUUUUUAAAUCUCGCCAUCUUUGUGUUCUCCCUUCUGUUUCCUUUGGGUCAGAUAUCCUUUUGUUAUUUUUUAGGUCAUCAUCUGAGAUGAUUCUUCUUUUCUGAUAACUGUUUGUUAAUAUAAGUUUUCCUUUAUGUGUUGUUUUACUUGUAUACAUUAAACAUGUCAUUCCCAGUUUACGCAGUUAAUAUUUUUGGAUUUUCCUUAUAAUUUCUUAUCUCCCUUACUUAUUGAGAGCGUGCUGCCUAAUUUCAGGUACCUACGUAUAUCCACAGGCGUCUUUGUGCUGUUAAUUUUUAGGUCUCUUCUGUUCAGAGAAUGUGUAUUUUGUAUGGUAACUGCUGUCAUAAACACAUAGAGACUUGGUUUAUGGUCUGAAACGUGACACAUCUGGAUGAGCAUCCUCAUGUUCUGUCAGGAGCAUGGGCUUAGCUUCUGUGGCAUUGACUGGUGCUGUGUUCAGGUCUCUGUCUCCUCACUGACUUCUGCCCGCUUGCUCUGUUGUCCGCUGUGACUUAACCUUUGGUUGUGGGUUUGCAGUGUCCCUUCCCAGCCUUGUCCGUUUGCCUUCAUGUAUGCUCAAGCUGGGUUAUUGAGUGUGUCCCAUUUGCCAUUUAACCUUGUGCAAUCGUCCUUCUCUUGUCCCUGGUUGUAUUGGUUCUGAAUUCUGCUGUCUGCUGUCAGUUUGCCCACGGUGUAUUUUCCAUCCCUCUUACCUAGCCAUAUCUGUUCUGUAGUAGAUUUAUGCAUAUUCUGUGUGAGUUCUUGCUUCUCGCCACCUCAGUUGGCAGCCUCUGCUCUGUGAGUGAGUUGGUGCUGUUGGACGCAGCCUGUGGAAACUGGAAAGCUUCCUGUCCCACCUUCUCUACUAGGAAGUAGUACAGGGACAUUUAAAAUGUGCAGCUUAAGAAUGAAUCAUUUUAUUUAAUUUCAGUACAUAAUGAAAGUUUACAUUCAGACUCCGCCCUGGCGAGGUGUGGCUGGCCUGGCCUCCUCCUGUCCAGCCUUUCAUCCAUGCUGCAAAUGCCAGAGGUUUCCUCCACUCUGCCCACUUGAUGCAUGCUUUCCAGCGUUUGGUUGGAACAGGCUCUCUCCUUUUAUUUGUAGGAAAUAAAUAUCUACUUGGCGCCUAUUUUUGAAAUGUAUUUUCAGUAUUUUUGAAAUGUAUUUUCAGUAUUUUUCUACAGUUGUUUUUCUUUUCCGGACCCUCCUUUUCUUGGAGCAAUUGAACAACUGAUUAGUAUCCAUUUUUUUUUUUUUUUUUUUACCAUUGUUAGGGCUUAGUAACAAUUUCUACUGACCAUCUUAGUGGUUGCUUUCUAGUUCACAGUGUGUAUCUUUAUCUCUUAGGCCUGCCUUGAAACCUACAACCCUCUGCCUGCAUAGUUCUUACUGCCCUUGUUCAUUCAUAAGUAUUUUGUUCGUCCCCCCCCCCCAGUAUGCUAACAGCUAUCAUUAACGGCAUGUUAUUACUGAUUUUACUUAACAGUCAAUUUUCCUUUAGAUACACAGACGUGAGAAGAGGCCUGUUUAAAUCCCUCUCCCUCUACACCAUCCCGGCUCUCUUCAGCUCUUUAUUUAGACUGAGAUUUCCUUUGCUUGGUGCUUCUGACCUGAAUAACUUACUUCAACACAUUCUGUGGUGCACAUUUGGUGGGAACAGGCUCUCACUCUUUAUUUGUAGAAAAUAAAUAUCUACUCCACAUCUAUUUUUGAGAUAUACUUGCAGUGAGUAUAGAGUUCAGCUGGAAGGUCUUCUUCUUUCUGUAUUUAAAGGUGCUAUACUUCACCAUCUCCCUCCGACCCACCCUAGGCCCUGUGUGCUCGGGGAGAGGGGAGGUCCUCCUCUGCCCUUGGACGCUGUCUGCUUUCCAGUGGCUUCUUGCCUCAGAUGUGGCUCAUUGCUUGGGGUUUAUUGACAUUUAGUUGCUGCAGUUUAUAGUUUUGUAGAAUUUAGAUGCUUUUGAAGUCUCUUUUGAUUGCUUGCUUAUGUGUUUAUGCACCCCUCUUUCCAUGUGUGCCCUGGACUUUGGGGUAUGGCCAGGGAUCCUGGACCUCUUUUCACUUUCCUUGGUCUUUUUUCUUUUGGUUUAGUUUCUCCUGUUAUUUUUCCUGCCCACUAGCCCUCUUAUUUUACGCCACAAUUGCUCCCUAGCUGUGGGCAGUUACUUGCAGUAUUCUCGCUGCCUCACCCCUCCCUGGUGCUGAGGACUGGACUCAGGCCAUUGCCACUGACCUGCAUUCCUUUCAUACACACAUUUCAGCUCUCCGUGGACUUACAGCUCCCUGGGAUCCUUGCUCCCCUGAAGUUGCUCUUUCCUCGGCUUCACAGGGCUUUGGCUUGUAUAGGCACAAAUCAGUGUCUGGCCGGAGGCAGGUGCCCGGGGCAGAGCUCCAGAGUGUACCCCUCUCACUGGCUGUGCUGGCCCUGCUUGCAGCGGCUCUGCCUCAUCGCUCUUAGGGUUGACUUUGUAAACCUCAGAAGCAGUUGAACCUUCCCAGAGUCCCUCCUUGCUCAGCAGGCUCAUGUGAACAGCUCGUUUUUCUCCUCCUCUCAGAAUUCCAGCACUGUACAGCAAUGGGGGGGAGGGGGCUCAGGCCAGUCUGAGGCAGACAAGCUCCAGGCUACACAUCAAACAGUGGGGCUUUGCUUAGUUUUGCCUAGGUGUCUAUGUAGCCCUGGCUGGUCUGGAACUCUCCAUCUUGCUUCUGCUUCUGAGUGCUGCCAGGAUGUGGCUAUCACACCUGACAGCCACAAAGGACAAGAGCCAGGCCCCUCCCUUCCCCUUCCCAGUGCCCAGCUGCAAUUCUGCCUUCCCAGCAUCCAGUGGUUGGCAGAGAACUGGCCCUGCAGAAUCUGUGCUCCUUCCCUUCAGUUCAGUGUUGGUCUGCCAUUUGUCUCUGUUGGUACUGCGCAUACAUGUCGGGACCUUGCAGGCUGGUUAGGAGACAUCACAUGUAGCAUAGCAGAGCAGAGCAGUGAGGUAUACUGGGAUGUUUUUUUCAGGUUCUGGAAGAGGAAACCCUGGUAGUUUCUGGAGGCUGGAAGUAGAGAAACUAGUUUAACCCAAGCUAUUAUGGUGAGAACUACCCACGUAAUUUCCCCGUGCAGAAGCUUGAGUCCCUGCAGCCUCUUUCUUUCGCCAUCAGAGAAAGCCUUGCCUUUUCUAAGUGGGCCAUGGGCAUUGGGCUUUUGCCACCAGACUAGGCAAAGAACUGGAUGGCCCACGUCUUGACACAGAGAGGAAGCAGCUGGAAUAGACUGGGCAGAAGGGGGCAGCCUGUGAACAGUCGGUAUCUCAGCAGGAGGUCAAACCCUAGGACUCUUUGGCAGUUCUGGUGUGAAUACGGAAGGCUCACAGGCCUUCUUACCUUCUGAGAGGAAAGCAGACUGUGGUACUGCAGUCAGCCCUGUGCAGCAACGCUAGCCCGGCUCUAGUUCUCUGCCACAUUCUGACUCCACUCCUGGUCCAAUCCAGCUCCUUUGUCUGAGCACCAUCCUCAAAACAAAUGUUCGUCACUUGGCUGCAACACCCUCAUUGGGCCUGUAGGCAGCCUGGGGAACAGGGCACAGCCCGAGGCUUGGCAGUUGCUAUGCAGGGUGAUGGCUAGCAGUAGUGUGGCUGGUGGCCAGGAGUGCCCACCAGUGAGCCUGCUCCCUGAAGCGUUAGGCCUCUCGGACAUGGUAAAGAAGGUGUCCACACUGGGUUGGUCUCUCUAGGAGAUGGUUCCACGUCUGGCAGCUAUGCCUCCCCCCUGCAGCUAAAGUCCCUGUGAGAACAUCAUUCAAGUGUCUCACAUAUCCCUGCCUGGACAGCACAUGGGGGUAGGGGACAGUGUGCACUUAGAGCCCACUUGCUCUCAUUGUUAUGCAGCUGGUCACUAUGCCCACAGCAGUGGCAGGGGCAGCCUCUCACACCUAGAUGGUUGUGUUUUCAUCAUGCCCAGCCAGCUACCUGGCCCUUUCUUUUGAGUUCCCAUUUACACAUGAUGAAUUGCUCAGAGAUCAAGUGUGCAUUCUGGGAAUUUUACCUUUUUUUUUUUUUAAUGGUACCCGGGAUUGAACUCAACUCCUGUCAUAGUAGCCAAGCAGCCUUUAAGCUAAAUAAAUCCCCAGGCCUCUGUUCUGGGCAUCCUGUCAAAUUCCUGUUCCUCUGUACUCUCGGAUCACCUGCUUCUGUCUGUUGGACACUCAUGUCUGCCCACCCUCCUCUGUCACCUGCUGCCGACUGUUGGACACUUCGUGCCUGUCCAUCCUCCUGUGUCACCUGCUGCUUACUGUUGGGCACUUGUGUCUGUCCGGCUUCCUGGUCUCCUGGCCACUGUCAUUUCCUCAGGUCAUGAUAGGCCUAUACCCAGCCUGCACAUUGUCAUUGCAAGGGGCCUUGUCACUUUUUUCUUACUGCAGAGUAAUUUUUUAUGCUUCUGUUGUGUUCUUAGGGUUUUGUUAAAUUGGUAUAGAUUUUUUCUAGCACUGAAGUCAUCAGUUCAGCCACGUUGAUGAUAUAUCAGUGUUUUUAGCGUAUUUAUCGGUAUCCUGAUUUUAUUUUUGUUACUGUUAAAUAUACCCCCAAGAAAAAAGCAACUUAGGGGUAAAAAGUUUUAUUUUCACUCACAAUGUCAGGUUGUAGUCAAUGCUGCAGCAAAGCCAUGGUGGCAGGAACUUGAAGCAGUCAGUUACAUCAUAGUUAACAGUAGAGAAGAGAUGGGGAGGUAUGCAUGCUUACGGCUCAGCUAAUUUUCUCUGCUCCUGCUUUGAGGUGCUAUGGAUACAGAAUCUGGAAUGUGAAUUUUCAUCAGGGAGACUGGGGGCCAAGGAGCAUACACGAAACUUCAAGGACCUAGAAUAUGUUUCUUGCUGAACUUUUGUUAAGAGCAACUGAUACACAGACACUGUGUUCAGAUACUAUGUGCACAGAUACUGUGUGCGCAGAUACUGUGUGUGCAGAGACUGUGUGUGCAGAUACUGUGUGUACAGAUACUGUGUGUACAGAUACUGUGUGCACAGAUACUGUGUGCACAGAUACUGUGUACGCAGAUACUGUGUGUGCAGAUUCUGUGUGUGCAGAUUCUGUGUGCACAGAUACUGUAUGUGCAGAUUCUAUGUGUGCAGAUACUGUGUGUGCAUAUUCUGUGUGUGCAUAUUCUGUGUGUUGUGUGUGCAGAUUCUGUGUGUGCAGAUACUGUGUGUGUAGAUACCAUGCAAUCAUUGAACCACGUUUAUAAGGAAUAGAGGGUUUUUCUUUUUAACAGAUCACCAGUGAGAAUGAAGACAAGUGUGGACAAGAAAUACACUUGAGCAGAGGAAGCCUUUGCAUCUCAACACAGUACAUUCUAUUUCUUGAGUUAUAAGUGCCCAUCGUACAGACCGUUUCCUUCUACCCUUAGUGUGCCAAGGGUCAGGAUGCUUUUAGAAUGUGUUUCUUUCACAGACCAGACUCCUGGCAAUACCGAAGUCCUAUACCUGGAGUGGUGCCACCCACAUUCAGGCUGUGUCUUUUUACACUGAGCAAAGCAGUCAAGACAUUUCCCAACAGACAUUCCCACAGCCUCCCUGAGCUAGAGAGGCCCUCACUGAGAAUCACCUCUCAGGUGACUGUAAGUGAUGUCAUGUUGUCAUGUCAUUUUAACCAACCAGCACAACUGGCAUGGCCAACUCUCAUCACCUUCUAACUCCCAAAUAUUCUGUCAUCUCAGAGAGGUCCCCAGCCACUGUUCUUACCUUCAGCCUGACUGUAGCUUUAUCUGUUCCAACUCUGCAGACCUGCCAUUUCUAGGAGUGUUGUCUAGAUGGAGUCAUGCAGCUCCUGGCUUGUUGCUAAGCACAGGUGCUGGUGUAUCACACAUGUGUGUCAGUCAGAACCCUCCUCUGUCACUUUGGUUCCUUGGUGUGGCCAGGCUAUAGCUUUUCUGUUGUUGGGCCUGUGGGUGGCCUUUACUUCUCCCCAGUGCUACUCGGAGUCCUCACUGUUCUUGGCAUGUGUACUUUGAGGUAGAAUUGUGCCUGUGCACAGUAAUGGGAUUGCAGGGCACAGGAGCUAGGUGUUCUCUUUGGUGGGUUAGCAUUGUCAAUCAGAUACCUAUGAGGCAGGCUUCUGGGAACACCUUUGAGGGAUUGUCUGGGUUAAGAUUAGCCUUUGGGAAUGAAUGUCAAUAAAGGAUUGCCUGAAUUAAGUUGAAGUGGGAAGACCUGCCCACUGUGGGUGGCACCAUUCCCUAGCCAUGAUAUCCUGGAUUUUUUUUAAGGAUGGAGAAUGUGAGUGGAGCACUAGCAUGUAUGUGUUAACCCAGUGGUCUCUGCUCUGGAAUGUAGACAGAGUAUAACCAGUUUUCUUAAAUGCCUGCUUCUGUAACCGCCCUGCCAUGAUGAUAAUGACCUGGAACUGUGAGUCCAAUGCACCCUUUCUCCCUUAAGUUGCUUUCGUCCGAGAUUUUAUUACAACAACAGAAAAUAAACUAAGACAGAGACCCCCUUCUCUUUGCAGCCUGAGUGGUAGGAGGGCAGGUGUGGACGUCCCUUCCUGACUCUCUGACUGCAUGCUGAACUGGAAGGCAGCCCUAUGGUAAGAGCACCUGUCCUGGGGCUCCCCACUGUGAGAACAACCCAAGCAUCUGGUGGUAAUGAUCCUGCAGGCAGCACCAUCAGCUGUCUUCUCACUCCCUCUUCCUCUAGCCACCCAGGGUGAUGCUCUUGACAUCCAGGAGUUGGGCCAUGUUUCAGUGGCCAGUAUCUUUCAAAUCCACUCCCAUGGUGAAUUCUGGCCUGGGCCCAUUCUCCAUCCAGCUGCCCUGGGUCACUGAGGUGACACUGGAGGCCUUGCUGUAUUGUGACCACCAUACAGCCUAACCCCAACUUUUCAGGUAUCGUCUCCCAGCAUGAGACAAGCUCCUUGGCUACCCUGUAUCCCAUUAUCAGCUAUUCAUGACUGCCCUUCCCACACUUCUUUUUUCUUCCAGUUUCCUCCACAUCCUCCGUGUGAUGACAUGAGGCUUUGGAAGGAGUGUAUCCUAGGUUCCCUUUGAUGUUCAGGGCGGGCAGUAUGAGGGAUGAGAGCCAAACCCCAUGUCAGGGAGAGGGGGGAAGCCUUCCCUAGAUUUGUGGUGUGUGGGCCUGGGGCCUGUCCAGGUGGGCCUGUGCUGGGCGGGAGUGGCCUAGUGUUCAGGCCACAUAGGUGAUUGGCACUGUCCUUUGUCCAGGCCUCCUUCGCUCAAUUUCUGCCAUGGUGACUGCACACUGGGGGUGCUUAUCCUGACCCUUUCCUCUUGGGCAGUGAUAUCCUUGGAGCAGAGCCUCCAUUCCUUGGGGGAACUAAGUAACACACAGGAGCAUCAGGUCAACCUGUGUGUGUGGCCAUUACAUCUCUGCACUUGUGCACGGUGCUACAUGCACACUUGCACACUUGUAGGUGAGUCAUUCUGAGCUCAGCACCUGAAGCCAAGAUAGCUCACCUCUCUGUGGCACACACAGGUACACACCGCUCCUGACUUUAGGAGUAAGCGCAUCCGUGGCCUCCUGCUGAGACACAUGCAUGGAUGUACUAAGGGCGGGUACAUGUCACCUUGUGUUGUGUCCACCAAUGUUCUCAAUCAUGUCUCUGUUGUACCCCAGACUCAAUGGCAGACUUAGAUGUCUCCAUGGAUACAGGCUGGAGUAGAGAAAGUUUGUAGGUUUGGUGGUGCCCUAUGGGACUCCAAUCUUCCAAGAAAGUCCUGCUGGCCUGUCGUGAGCUGGACUGGGCCGAAGUCUGGGUCCCAAGAGAAAGGUCCUAUCUGUGAAGCUAAGUCCUGAGGUUGGGUAGAGAAAGAGACCCCUUGUGGGCAGUGUAGGCCUGCCUCUCAGCAGCAUAGCUUCACAUGUGGGCUUGUGGUCCUGAAGGGCACUGGGGAGCCUGAUGCUUUUACCCACCCACCCAGGCUGUGCUGCAGGCACGGCUCCACUCCCUGUCUAGAUUCUCUGGCAUGGUUGAUCUGAGGACUCACUAUCUCCAGGCUGCUGGCUCCGCACUGGCCACUGUGCUGAGGUGUUUGGUUCUUAUGCCCUCCCUUUUUAACCUGCUCCAUGUCGUCUUGUCCUCACACCAGCCCUGUUCUUGGCAUCGUUGGUAAGUUCCCAGCCCUGGCACAGAGAGCACAUUGCAAUCACCCCUCAGUUAGGUUUCUUGUUUAGAACUCUGGCAAAUACCCCCCCCCCCACACACACACCUAUCUGACUUUAGGGAGUCUAGACACAUGAGCUUUCUGGAGGCUGCUGUUUACAUGUGGCAUCUCUGGGCUGUCUUCACAACUCUGCCUCCUCUGUGCAGAUUGAAGUGACCAGUAUGAUAAAAACAUCUUUCCCAGUCCAAAUGCCUGGGUGCCCUCAUCAGCGUGCUUUCCGAUGGCUGUCAGCUGAGGGUGUCACUGCCUGCAUGUGGUACUAGGGUUAUGGUUAGGGUCUUAGAGCUCUGCAUGGUUCAGUGACAGUACGUUGUCUAUCAUGAUGUCACUCUCUCUUUUUUGUCUCAGUGGUUAGGCAAGUGGCCAUUUAAAGGACCUUGGCCCCUUGGACAGUAGCAGGUUCCCAGCCGAAUUGACUAGAGGCUCCCAAAUACAGGGUCUGGCCUACAGUGACCAUUGCCCACAGCUCUGGCCUGAGAUUGAGGGCCCAACAGUAGCCUCCCAGGUCCCUCUCAUGCUUCCUGACACUCCCUGCAUAUUAGCAGGCCUAAUCUGCUUGUCAUGGCUUUCUGGGGUCUUAUGUGACCCCACCCGAUGAAUGCAUAUCAUACAAAUGCCAUUAGCAUUUAAAAUUUCAAGAUAAGCACAGGAUUGUCACAUCCUUUUCUCUAUGUUGAUAGAGCUUCUUACUUUAAAAUUAUUAUUAUUAUUAUUAUUAUUAUUAUUAUUAUUAUUAUUAUUAUUAUUAUUUUGUGUGUGUGUAUGUGUGUGUCUAUCUGUGUAUGCAUGUCCUAGGACACAUGUGAAGUUCAGACGACUUUGUAUAGUUGGUCUUUGAACCUGUAAAGGGUUCUUGGGAUCUAACUCAGCUCCCUAGGCUUGUGAAGUGGGCACUUUUACCCACCCAGCCGUCUUGCUGGCGGAGCCCAAUGCCUACUUACCUUGUGUAUUAGCUGAGUAAGCUCACCAUCUACUGUACACUUCAAGGGGAAAAAUGGUAUUUCAGUUGUGCAAUGGCAGGAGUGACCUCUGAGGGGCGGGCACUGAGUAGAUCAGACUCACCUGGGUCACACAUGCUGAACCUUUCAGCCUCACCCUGUACCAGGCAGUGCUGCUUUGAUAUCUGCCCCACAGGGUCCAGCCUAGGCCUCCAUGUCAUAGGCCCCCAAACUUAAGCACAAAACUUGUAUCAAUAAUUUAAUGGCUUUAGUGGUGGCGGGGACAAUAUCUGUCUAGUAGUGGGUGGCUAGUGUCAUCCCAGGGUGCUGUUGGAAUCCCAGGUACUUGGCUGGAUGAAUGCGCUGUGAUCCUAGAACCCAGAUCUCAGUGUUUAGUACAGUGGGCCAGGCGCUGCUCUCUGUGUCUGACAUUGGCUUGACUAGAUCCACACCAGGCUGUUGGUCAGCCUGGGUCAGGGUAUAUGUGCCAAUCUCUCUCUAGGCAGUGGAGAAGAUCCUCUGUGUCAGGCUCACAGGUGGCCAGGUGGCUUAGGAUUACUGUUGCUAUGAUGAAGCACCAUGACCAAAAGCAAGUUGGGGAGGAAGGGUUUAUUUGGCUUACACUUCCACAUCAUUGUCCAUCACUGAAGGAAGUCAGGACAGGAACUCAAACAGGGCAGGAACCUGGAGGCAGGAGCUGAUACAAGGGCCAUGGAUGGGGGCUGCUUACUGACAUUCUUAUGGAAGCCAGGACCACCAGCACAGAGAGGGUACCAUUCACAGUAGGCUGGGCCCUCUCCCAUCAACUACUAAUCAGGACCACAGCCUAAAAGUCAUAUCUCAGCCUGCUCCGGAGCAUGCCUAUACACAGAGACCUGACAGCUCAGGUGCAGGGGCAAGCCAGUCCUCUCAGGUGCUGCUGGGAAUGGUCUGAGGUUGAUUUAGCUGUGGCUGUGGGAAGACACAGACUUACUUUUAGAGGCACUCUUGGGGCCAGAGGCUCACAGAUACAGACAGGGCUUCUCACUCCACAUGGAAAAACAGGCCCUGAGGGAGGACAUUUCCUCGAUCUACAGAAUGUGAACAGAGCUGGUAAUAGAGCUUUUCCGCAGCAGGGAUGGCACCCACGUGUUUUCUUGGGUGUGGGAGACUCUGCACAAACCCAGGGCUGAUGUGAGUGCCCCACCUACAGCCCAUACUCUGAUCUCAGCCCUGUGCCUUCGUCUGUGGAGACGCGUGUUUCAGAGGUGUGUCACUUAGGGUGUCGGGCCUUGUUUGGUGUGACAGUAGGGUAACCCUGGGUCUUGUCACCACCCUCAGGCACUUUUGGUGCCACUCUUUACAGGGGUCAGAGGGCCUGGCCAGAUGAAACUACUGCACCUGGCGUCCUUACCCAUGCUGAGGUGGGAGAAGGCAUACCUGGUCCUAGAUGUCUUCUUUUAGUCUUGGAAUGGUGUCCAUGACAGGCAAAGCUCUGUCAACAUGUCCACUGUCACAGGGACAUGUUUGUGCAUGUGUGUGUGUGGGGGGGGGUUGUGGUGUGUAUGACUGUGAGUGUAGGUCACCUCCAUUGAUAGCCGUAACCCUGGUUAGCGUGCAUUCAGUAAGCCUGAUACCGUGAAUUCCCUUGAGUCACUGGGUGAAUGCUGAGUAUUUAUUUCCUCUCAGAAACUCCCUCUGGGUCCUUCCCACCUGAGACCUAUGCCCAUUUUCUAGUCUGUUGUGAACUGCAUGCAUGUACGUGUGAAGUCCAUGCAUGCACAGUCAUGGGGGCUGUCCUUGUAUCCCAUGCCAUGUCUCACGCAUGGCAGCCACGCUGAGUCCUUUCCUUUCCAUUGCUAAGUAGGAGUCUCAUCUCUUUCUCUUCACCCUAGCACCUCAGAGGGACCGAAGGCUCACUCCAGUGCUAAGGCUGCGCUGUCUCUACAGGGUUUUGUGUGUUUCACUUCUGGGCGAGUUUCCCUAAGCAAAAUUGUAGAGCAAAUAACGAGGUAUGUGCUAACUCGAGGUGAACCCGUCCAGCUUUCCAGAGCAGCUGACAUUUACAGGACUGUGUUCUCUCCAGAGCCGGCCGCAGGUGUGGGCAGGGGUGGCUUCUGUGUGUAUUUCGGUGGCUACUGUGUGGUGUGUCCUCCUCUGGGUGCAUCUCAGUCUCUUGCUUGUCUUUGUUAUUACUUGUUCUUGCCUUGUGAGUGUGCGGUUGUCAGAGCUCUUAUGUUCUCAACGCAAGUCCUGUGUCAGGCGCUGAGGGGAGACGUCCCUGCCCCAGGCUUGUCUUUUAUAAGAGUAUCUUAUUGCUAACGUUGUUGAGGUCCCCAGAGUGUCCCAUCCACUGCUGUGGUGUGAACAUGAUUUGUGCCUUACCCCUCACUCAGACAUCAUGAGGAAGGUGAACAUCUCGUCCCAGCCUUGGUGCACGGGGAGGCCUUUGGGAGAUGGUUAAAUACAGGACACCAGGGCAGAGGCCCGUGAUAGAAUUCUGAUGGUUUAGGAAAGGAGACCCGAGAAGUACACAUGUGCUUGUGCCGUGAAGCCUGGAAGGCCCUCAUGAGGGCCUGGGCCAUGUUGUUGAGAUUUCUUUUCUUUAUUAGGUGGCCUGCCUCAGGCAUUUCGUUACAGUAAUGCACCGACGUAUUAAUGGCUCAUGUAUUUGCAGUCUUACGGUUUUCAUAUUUACAGCUCUCACAUUUGGGCCUGACACGCUUGGAAUUUAUUUUUGUGUAUGAGGUGACAUAAGGCUGAGCUCAUUAAAAAAGUUUUUUUUUAAAUAAGUUUGUUUGUUUUCUUCCUGUUGACUAUGUUGGCGCCCUUUUGGAAGGCUGCCAGAGCCUGCUGCUGUGGUACAUCCUGGGCCAGUGAUUCUUGAAUUCAGGUGUGGGCUCUCCGCUGCUGGCUGUUCUGAAGCUCUUCUGGGUGCCCCGACCUUUUGUGUUUCAGUUGAACUCAGCAUUAGCUUGUUAAGUUCUAUUUUAAAAACUUCUGAUUGUGAAGGCUUUGGAGAAUUAACAUCUCAGUGAUCUUGCCUUCCAUCUCACAAAACCACGUUUUCUUCUAUUUGUUCUCCCUUCAGGCAGUUCCUUGUAGUUAUCAGCGACAUGCCUUGUUCAUGCUGUAACAUGUGUUCAAUUCCCCUGAAUGUUCUCAUGGUUUCUAUACCAUCACAAACAACAUUGUUUAAAUUUCACUUUCCAGUUUUGGCCACAGUUCAGAAACAUGGCUGGUGUUCGUACACUGCUACCCUGUGGCACCUGAGAUUUUUCUCGUUUAUUCUUGGAGGUUUCCUUUGGCUUCCUCCGGACUCUCUGCAGGUGACAGACCCAAGACACAGCCCUGAUGUGGACUUCCAGGAUACCCAUUCCGUCCUCCUGUCUUUUCCAUACUGGAGCCCCAAGUGCUAACUUCUGCUCUGUGCUGUCCCUGCUACAUUGUGAUUCUCUCUGCUGCAUAUCCUCAUAGCUCUGCUUCCUGCUUCUGAUGGUAGAUGGGUCGGCAGACGGGCUGAUCUGGACCACAGCUGUGCAUGGUCCCUGGGUUGGGCAUGUCAAUACCAUUGAGUGUCCUUGUAGAGGAGGAAUCUGUAUAUGCUCUCUUUGGCUGCUGGAAUUACUGGUGGUUUGCAUUCCUCUUCCUUCUGUGUGCUGUUUCUUGGGUUUACUGGCUGUUUAGCUGCUGUCUGCCAAGGCCACGGCAGAAUGACCUAAUGCAUGAAGGAUGCCAGGCUGGGUAAGGAGGCUGGUUUGCUUUUCUGUUAUGAGAUGACCACGGUCUCUGAGAGAUGGAGAGGAGAGACAGCCUGGAAGGGACACAGAAGUAGACUGCUUCUAGUCUUGUGGGGAUGCCAGAAAGAUGAGAGCUACACCAGCAGCCCCUCUGCCAUUGCUCAGGACAGAAUCUGAGGGUAGAGAGAGUCUUACCGGAAGAUGCUAGCGUGGCUCCUACCCCUUGCACUGUGGCUUUGCUCACUGCUCUGUAUCUGAAAAAUGGAACAUCAGACGGCAGCUGAGCUGUUGCUGUCCUCCCUGGCUGUCCAGGGGCUGUAGAACAGUGCCCCGGGUGGUGCUGGGUCAUAGUUAGGGAUUUGGCUUUGCUAGGAAUGAAACUGAAUUGCUGUUAUGUGCUGUUAUGUGCCGGAGGGGUAUGAAUUGAUCUCUAAGAGGCAUGCCUCAAGCUGCCCCACCUGUGAUGGCAUGCAAGGUAGUGGCAGUAGAUGACCAGAAGACACUAUAGCAGUCUAGAAACAUGGGGAGAAGGGUGAGGGAAAUGUGGGGAUACUCAUUUCCCUAAACACAUUGUAGCAGAGCUGGCUGAUGCGCUGUGUAGAGGGCUGCAUGGAGCAGAGCUUUGCUUCAGGGCCUGGAAGGAUGGGGCUUGCAGAGACUGAGGUGAGUAAGGGGGGACCAAUGUGAUAUCUGGGCAGAGCUGCCAAAUGGGUGGUCAUAGAGGCUAGCUUGGUGUUCAGAGCCAGCUGAGGACAGAACAUGGGCUACUGACAUUCAGAUGGUGUCAAGUCUAGAGAUCAUCAGGUAGUUCUUGUAGGGCAUGGCUAGUGACAUGAUCCUGGGGAAGUCUGUGCUCUGAUGUUUUGAGUUUGGCCAGGUAAGCAGAUGACCUUGGGGCAUGGCAGUAGUGACAUAUGACUGGAAAGCCUCUGCUAACCCCCACUCCUCUGUAACCUGUCAUAGUGCCCUUAGCCUAUGCUUGUCUGCACUCAUUCCCUGUUUGUUUCCCCUUCCCAUGCAGGCUGCCAGGACUGUGUCCCCUGGGAGGCAGGGCCUUAUUCGCUGGAUCUGCAGUGAUCGGUGGUCUCAGGCAGGCUGCUCUCUGGUCCAAAGCAUUGCAGUUGGUGGCCACACCCAGGGCUGUGGUUCCUGCCAGGCAUAAAGUCCAACAGGACACCAACAAAACCAUGGCUGCCAGCUCCAGUGCCAUGAAGCAGGCGUCAGAGCUGCGGGGCUUCUGCCUGGAGGAUGAGGACCUUACCAGCCUGUACCCACUGUGGAUGGUGCAGCCCACCUGAAUCUGAGCCCUGGGACUUCUGUGGAGUCUUCCAGACAUCCAUGUCCUCAUUCUCCCUACCUCAUCUCCAUCCUCAGCAUCCCCUGCAGCCACACGCAUGGAGACCCUCGGCCCCUCCCUGUCCUCUCUGUCCUUUGGAAGGACCCCAGAAACAGCAGCUGAGCCCUCCACCUUUGAGCAACAGCUGUUGGACUUUCACAAGCGGCAGGACACCCUCCUGGCCAGCUGGUCCCAGCAACAGAGCACACGAUGGCCCAGCAAAACCAGCUGCUGUAGCAGCUGACCAAGCAAAGCCAGUGGCUGGCUGACGGCGUCAAGCUCUCAACCAAAACCCUUGAUCACUUGGUGGCAGUUUGCCUUGCCCAGGAAGCCUCAUCUGCAGUCCCAUACAACGUCCCAGGUGGUGGAACAGCACAGAGACCCAACUGAUGUCCCUGGAAUACCCACCUGUGCCUGGAGGUCUCCUCACGGAUCCUAAAGGCUAGAUCCACCUGAGAAGAGGACCCUCAAUUGAGAAUGUGCCUCCCUCUUACUGGCACACAGGUAAACCUUUCUGGAAACGCCAGAUAUUGUCCAGAGAUGUGUUUCCAUGGCAAUCCUCAUCUAGCCAAGUUGGCAAUGAGGAUGAAUAAUCAACGAGCAUCAACUUUCAACUGAACUCUGGUGUCUCUCUGCCUUAAAUAUGUCUCUUGGAAACUGCUGAAUUAUAUUAAAAAAAAAAAGCUGAUGUUCGGACUUCACUGCGGUGGUAAAUGGCAGCGCGCUCUGCUGAAGAUCCCAACAGGAAUUGGACUCCAGUCAGUCCUUCACAGACCCAGCUCAAAUCUUCUGAGUGUUCUCGUGCACUCCUUGUCAGCCACUCCGCAGACACCUACUCAUUCGGGCGGAGCACAGAGGAGGGGCUAACCCCAGGAUGCUCACUGGCAGAGAAGACUUUUUGCUGAGAUUGUCUUGGCAUCCAAUGGAUCUAUAGCCAUGGCCAUCCAGGAGCCCUGGGGCACCUGUGGUAGGGUCAAGUGUGAGAUGGAGCACGGAAGUGUGAUGCUGGUUGUUGGAGUGGUACCUAGGCACUGAUGAAUGUUCCUCUACCCCAACAGCAAGACACAGCUUGCUCUCAAAUAUCAAUGACGGUAGGUUGAUGGUACUUGAUUCUCUUGGGAGGACAACAGCCACACACUAGGGAGGGUACAGUGGGGAAGGAAGAGUCUCGAGAGUCCCAAGUGAGUGUUUGUGGUAGUUUGAAUAAGAAUCCCCACCACCACCUCUAGGCUCAUAAAUUUGAACGCAUAGGGAGUGGCACUGUUUGAAAGGAUUGGGAGGUGUGGCCUUGUUGGAGGAAGUAGUCACUGGGAGUAAGCUCGGAGGUUUUAAGAACCCAAGCCAGGCCCAGUGGCUUUCUCUUCCUGCUGAGUGUGGAUGUGAAUGUAGGACCUUCAACUCCCUCUUCAGCGCCAUGUCUGCAUGUAUGCCACCAUACUUCCUGCCAUGAUGAUAAUGGACUGAACCUCUGAAACUGUAAGCAAACCCCAAUUAAAUGCUUUCCUUUAUAAGAGU